AUGGCGUCCCAAACACCAGCCGUUGUCAUGGACAAUGGAACUGGCUAUUCUAAGCUUGGUUUCGCCGGUAACGACUCCCCGUCAUUUGUAUUUCCGACUGCAAUUGCAACCAAGGCUGGUGCUGGAAGUACUGGUAGCUCUGGGGGCGGCCGACCCCCAGUCGCAAACAAGCCCUCGUUCCUAGGCGCUGGCAGUGGGAGCUCCAACCUGUCUGCAAAGCGUGGCACGGAGGACCUGGAUUUCUUUAUUGGCGAUGAAGCGCUGGCUGCGGGCAAUGGUCCAGGAUAUGCCGUUAACUACCCGAUCCGGCACGGACAGAUUGAGAACUGGGACCACAUGGAACGAUUCUGGUCGAACUCAAUCUUCAAAUAUCUGCGCGUGGAGCCCGAGGACCACUACUUCCUACUCACCGAACCUCCUCUGAACCCUCCCGAGAACCGCGAGAACACCGCCGAAAUCAUGUUCGAGUCGUUCAACUGCGCCGGUCUUUACAUUGCUGUACAAGCAGUGCUCGCCCUUGCUGCCUCAUGGACAUCCUCAAAGGUGACGGACCGAUCCCUGACUGGAACGGUCAUUGACUCGGGUGACGGUGUUACCCACGUUAUCCCUGUCGCCGAGGGCUACGUCAUCGGAUCCUCUAUCAAGAGUAUCCCGAUUGCCGGACGAGACAUCACAUAUUUCGUGCAGAGCUUGUUGCGUGACCGUGGAGAGCCCGAUAGCAGCUUAAAGACAGCAGAGAAAGUGAAGGAGGAGUACUGUUACGUCAGCCCCGAUAUUGUCAAGGAGUUCGCACGUUAUGACCGCGAGCCAGAUCGCUUCCUGAAGCACACCGUCACUGCGCCGAACGGGCGGAGUGUAAGUAUCGACAUUGGAUACGAACGUUUCCUCGCCCCGGAGAUCUUCUUCAACCCCGAAAUCUACUCGUCCGACUUCCUCACCCCGCUUCCCAAUGUUGUUGACGGCGUCAUCCAGUCCUCCCCCAUUGACGUCCGGAGAGGUCUCUAUAAGAACAUUGUGCUGUCUGGUGGUUCUACUCUGUACAAAGACUUUGGCCGUCGUCUACAGCGUGACAUUCGUCACUUGGUGGAUGCACGAAUCCGUGCCUCCGAGGCUCGCAGCGGUGGCGCACGGAGUGGUGGUCUCGAUGUUGCCGUUGUCACUCACAAGCGCCAGCGCCAUGGUCCCUGGUUCGGGGGUAGUCUGCUGGGCCAGACGCCUGAGUUCCGGAGCUACUGCCACACUAAGGCGGAGUAUGACGAGAUUGGUCCUAGCAUUGUGCGGCGGUUUGCGCUGCUUGGUGGCCCGGGAAGCUCGUAA
This is a messenger RNA of Penicillium roqueforti, 1317 nucleotides long. RefSeq names its product actin-related protein 3. The transcript is spliced from 4 exons. Gene Ontology annotation, cellular component: Arp2/3 protein complex; actin cortical patch. Gene Ontology annotation, molecular function: actin filament binding. Gene Ontology annotation, biological process: Arp2/3 complex-mediated actin nucleation. The coding region runs from base 1 to 1317 and encodes 438 amino acids. The record is from RefSeq and is a predicted model, not a curated record. Lineage: Eukaryota; Fungi; Ascomycota; Eurotiomycetes; Eurotiales; Aspergillaceae.